AUGCCCGGGCCGGACGGUGUGGUACAAGGUGGGCAGGUUCACAAACGGCGUUCCCCAACGCUAACGCGGCGAGCAACCACGUCUUUGUCGCUGGCGGAGUCGGUAUUACAGCGUUUCUGGCUUCGCUGGAGGCAUACCACAGCAUCAAUUACAACAUUGAGCUGCAUUUCCGCUGUGCGUUCGGCGGCUGAUGUGCCUUUUCGACAGCGCAUUGAAAAGUUAGGCACCAGUGUCAAAGUCUACGACAAGUCCAAAGGCCAACACCUGGACAUUCGCGAGAUUGUGCGAACGCUCAAGUGGAACAGCCAGCUGUACUUCUGUGGUCCGACUCGCAUGAUUGAGUCUGGUCGCAGAGCCGUCCAAGAAUUUGGCGUGGAUGAGAAUGAGGUUCACUACGAAGCUUUCUCAGCAGACACCACAGGCGACCCAUUUGAUGCGGAAGUAUCCAAUCGAGCUGGUAAGAUCGUACAUGUGACUCGGGAAGAAACGCUUCUAGAGGUCCUGAAGAGAGAGUUUGGAGGUGACCAAGUGGAGAGCAGCUGCGAAGUGGGGAAUUGCGGAACUUGCAAAAUCAAUCUGAAGGAUGGAACAGUCGAGCACAGAGGCACGGCAUUGACGACGGAGCAAAAGGGAAGUUCCAUGCUGAGCUGUGUGAGCCGUGGAAUCGGGAGGAUCGUGGUUGAGGUGUAAGGUACCUUACCUCAGAGUGAAGCCAUCAUGGAGUGGAGCAAGUUGGGUCUUAUCCACACAUUGCUAGUGGUUGACUGGGGUAAGGCAUGGGAACUUUGACCCCACCAGUAGCCUUAUCUUUUACUUCCUCAUUUUUUUGGAGCUGCCUUUUGUU
Verticillium alfalfae VaMs.102 is the source of this 844-nucleotide messenger RNA. RefSeq names its product 3-chlorobenzoate-3,4-dioxygenase reductase subunit. Gene Ontology annotation, molecular function: 2 iron, 2 sulfur cluster binding. The coding region runs from base 1 to 690 and encodes 229 amino acids. The transcript has a single exon. Lineage: Eukaryota; Fungi; Ascomycota; Sordariomycetes; Glomerellales; Plectosphaerellaceae. The record is from RefSeq and is a predicted model, not a curated record.